GAGUGAGCAGUCCUGCGCGCUGCCACAAACCCGGCGGAGAGCGGAGGGGAAGGAGCGCACUGACGGAGAGAGAGAGACUGCGCGUGAGGGAGAGAUAGAGAAGCGGUAUAGAGGUGCGUGUUCCAGCGGAGAGACGCACCGUUUGCAGGAGGACAUCGGACAGGCUGCACGUCUGCCUUCACCAGAUCACUUUUACGCACGCACGCCGGAGCUGCCUCUACACAGGAGAUCUCGUGUUUGCGCAAGAACGGACUGUUAUCGGGACAGUAUUAGGAAGAUAACCGUUUGGGAAAUAUAUGUUUCUUUCUUUAAUCACAGGUGCAUUUUAAGAAGUAAAUGCGCAGUUGGGAAAGAGAACCGGAGCAAAAGAUUUUGGGAUAUUUGAUCAAGAAGAAGAGGAAACACGAGUGACACUUUUUUAGUUUUUUUCAAACUUAAUGGACGCUUGCUAAUGUUGUUGAUGAUCCCUGAUGGUUUUCACCUGUGAUUUUCACUUUUUUGGCAUUUUAUGAUUUUGUCUGUCAGCGAGUUUCAGCCAGGUUUAUACCCCCGCGCGCGCUGAAACUGACAGGGGGACACGGGGCUGCCAUCUGUGCGCACCGCAAUGGAUUUUGAGGCUGAUUUCAGAUCAAUUUGCGCACAUUAGUUUAUUUUCUGUACAAGAGGAAGCACACGUGGACAGAACUCGCGCAGAUAGUUGGUAAUCUUUUUGGAGAGUGCGCUGUACGCAACCAGGCAUUUGUUGUGGAUUGAAGCACUACUUCUGCGCUUGAGAGAAACUGAAAACUGUGAAAAAGAGACUUUGGACUUUAGUGUUGUCUCUGAUAUCCAAAAUAUACCACAGAGGAGGAGAAGAGGUUCUUUUUUCUCCAUAUCCGAGGGAAAAUAUGGAUGUAUUCAUAUGGCUUUGUGGAUGUUUACUGGCUUUUCUCUCGCCUUCAGCGGUUAAAGCAGAGGAAGGAGCGUCUGAGCCAUGCGGUGGCUAUUUAGAUGCCAGCGAUGCAGGCUACAUCACCACCCCCGGCUACCCUCUGGAGUACCCCCCUCACCAGAACUGCCGCUGGGUCAUCACAGCCCCCGAGCCUUCGCAACGCAUCGUCCUCAACUUCAACCCGCACUUUGAGAUAGAGAAACUGGACUGCAGGUAUGACUAUGUAGAGAUCCACGAUGGGAACUCAGAGACCGCUGACCUUCUGGGGAAGCACUGCAGCAACAUCGCUCCUGCACCAAUCAUAUCGUCUGGUGCCUCACUCCACAUCAAGUUCGUAUCCGACUACGCUCACCAAGGGGCGGGCUUCUCGCUGCGCUACGAAAUAUUCAAAACCGGUUCAGACUGUUCCCGUAACUUCACCAGUCCCACGGGUCUCAUUGAGUCCCCAGGCUUCCCUGACAAAUACCCCCACAACCUUGAGUGCUCCUUCAUCAUCAUUGUCCCUCCCAGCAUGGAUGUGAUCCUCACCUUCCUCACUUUUGACCUGGAGAACGACCCCCUGCCGGGUGGAGAGGGAGAGUGCAAAUACGACUGGCUGGAAGUGUGGGACGGGCUCCCAGGAGUGGGCCCUCUGAUUGGUCGAUACUGUGGGAUCAGGGUGCCUCCUGAGAUCCAAUCGUCCACUGGGAUUCUCUCUCUGGCCUUCCACACGGACAUGGCUGUGGCUAAAGAUGGCUUCUCGGCUCGAUACAACAUGACUCACAAGGAAGUCAGUGAGACUUUCCACUGUAGUAAUGCUUUCGGUAUGGAGUCAGGAAAGAUCACAGAUGACCAGAUCACAGCCUCGUCGAGUUUCUACGAUGAACACUGGCUGCCUCGACAGGCCCGACUCAAUUACCAUGACAACGGAUGGACGCCCAAUGAAGACAGCAACAGGGAGUUCAUACAGGUGGACCUCCAUACUUUAAAGGUGCUAACAGGCAUUGCCACCCAGGGCGCCAUUUCAAAGGAAACUGAAAAGGCUUACCAUGUCACUACCUUCAAGCUGGAGGUCAGCACCAACGGAGAGGACUGGAUGGUCUACAGACAUGGCAAGAAUCAUAAGGUUUUCCAUGCCAACACUGACGCCACAGAGGUGGUUCUCAAUCGGAUCCCGCAGCCGGUCCUGGCCCGCUUCGUACGCAUCAAGCCCCAGACGUGGAAGAACGGCAUCGCAAUGCGGUUCGAGCUCUACGGCUGUCAGAUCACAGAUGCACCCUGCUCAGAGCUGCAAGGCAUGUUGUCUGGACUGCUCCCCGACUCCCAGAUCUCUGCGUCGUCCAUGAGAGACAUCCACGGCUCCAUGGGGGCCGCCAGGCUGGUGGCCAGUCGCACAGGCUGGUUCCCCAACCCAACACAACCCAUAGCUGGAGAAGAAUGGAUACAGGUGGACCUUGCUGUCCCCAAGACGGUGCGUGGCAUCAUUACCCAGGGUGCAAGAGGGCUGGAGGGCAGCACCGGUGCUGAGAACAGAGCGUUUGUCAGGAAGUACAAACUGGCCCACAGCUUGAACGGCAAAGACUGGACGUACAUGAUUGACAGCAAGACUGGGUUUGCUAAGAUUUUCGAGGGGAACGGCCACUAUGAUACUCCAGAGGUGCGCAGGUUCGAUGAGAUAGUGGCCCAGUUCAUCAGAGUGUUUCCGGAGAGGUGGUCGCCUGCUGGCAUCGGCAUGAGGAUGGAGGUCCUCGGAUGUGAACUGCCAGAAAUCACCACUAUACCUGACACUGUGACCCCCACCCUGCCCAGAGUGGAACAGACCACUGCUGCAAUGAGACCAGCCACCACCCCGUCCCUGUCGGCAGUUUGCGACUUUGAGCAGAGCUUGUGCGGCUGGUCGGCUGAUCCCCAGUCAGGUGUGAGCUGGUCCCUGCACACAGCCAGCAGCAGCUCCACUGGACACGGCACACAUGGAUCCAGGCAGGAUCUGGCGCUAGGAUCAGACAAUUUCUCAGGGAACUACCUCCACCUGGAUGCAGGGGCCCACACCCAGAGGAAGAGAGCCCGCCUGCUCAGUCCCGAGGUGGGGCCAGAGAGAGGCCCGCUCUGCCUCCUCUUCUACUACCAGCUCCAGGGGGAGGCCCAGGGGAGCCUCAGGGUGCUGCUGAGGGACAACGAGCAGGAGGAGACGCUGCUGUGGGCUCUAAAGGGAGACCAGGGGAACGGCUGGAGGGAGGGCCGCACCAUCCUGCCACAAAGCCCCAAGGAGUAUCAGGUGGCGUUCGAGGGCUUUUUUGAUCACCCAACUAGAGGACACAUCAGAAUAGAUAACAUCCACAUGAGCAGCAGCAUGGAGCUGGAGGAGUGCACACAGCCUUUACCUGCCUUAACUCCUGGCAUAACCAGGGGUGCCAUGUCUGGGAUGGAGCCCACAGUAGACACAGUGGCGGUGCAGCCUGUCCCCACCUACUGGUACUAUGUGUUGGCAGGAGUCGCCGCUCUCUUACUGCUGGUGAUUGUAACCGUGGUGGUGACACUGUGCUGCCAUCGGUACCACUGGGCACCAAAGAAGUCCAGCGCUGGUCACCAUCAUUCAGUGACGUACCACAACAGCCAGCAACCCAAUCAGCAAGGUCACCAAAACUGCUACCAGAACCAAAAUCUCAGCUAUAAUCGGAUCCAGAGCCCCAACCAAAACCACCUGUAUCCAGCUACUGGGCCGAGCCCGAGCCUUGACCCCAUGCUCACCAUCAGAAUGGAUAAAGACGACAGCUAUGACUCCCAGUGUUGAAAACAACCGGACACCAUGUGAAUGAUAACAUUUGAUUGGAUUGCUUUGUCAAAUAAAGCGAUGAAAGGGAGUGAAAUCUCCCUCAACAUUCAUAAUGGGCACUCUUCACUGAUCUACAUGGAAGAGACACUGCUGUUGCUGAUGACUGAUCUGAUUGUCUGAUCAGCAUGCACUUUUGAUAAAACUAUAUUGUUGGCUGACACUGGCAGAAUGUAAUCCUGACGUUACCAUCAUCAGGGAGAGUAGAUGAAAUAACUUAAAUUGCCAAUUCUGAUGGCCUGAUUACUUUUUUGAUGUACUUAAGAGAAUUCUGACUUCUACAGCUGCACCUUGACUGUGAACAUAACACAUGUAGUGUACAUUGUCACUGUUGUAACAGUAUAUUUUCCUCCUUUACAAAUGUCAAAGUAGGAUAUAUCUGGCUGCAGUUUGGACACUGCCUGCCUCCAAAUAACCUUUCCAACAGAGAAGGGAUUUACACAAAGCUACACGGAGAUAGAAGUCACAAUGUGUGCUGCAUUAAAAGAGAGAAGGCUAUUUCUCUGGGGCAGAAUGAAGCCUCUGCUUAUUUGUCCACUAGCCUUUGAGAAACCGAGAGUGACAGAGACAGAUUAAGAACAGAAAAAGGGAAGAAGUACGGAUAGAAUUAGUGCUGCCCGUCCAGCCGUGACAGAUAGAAGGCUACAGAUCCACCGUGGGUGGUGAAGGAGGAAUCAGUGUUCUCUGUCUUGUUUACACGGCAGGGUAGAUAGGAUGAGACAGCUUAAGUCGCAUCCUGCAGACCUAGACACAAUUCCUCUCUGCAACACACAGUCUCGAAUACAUAUGCACGGACACUUCGGAAACUUUUAAGUGGCUAAUAAUUGAGUCUUGCGUCAAGCCCCGAGUGCAUUUUUCAUUACAUCCUGAUAUGCCUUUCUUAAAGUGUGCUUUAAAACUAUUACCUCCUCACCUCCAGAACGAGGUUGUGCCUCAGUGUCAAAUAGGAGUAUGAAUGGACAGUUUUGCCUUGAUCUCAUAGAUAAUCCAAUGCCUGUGUCUGUUAAUGUUCAACAUGAGUAUGUCCUGCACACAUUAGACUGAAUGAAUGAAACAAAUCCUAAAUGUAUUGAGUAUCUUAAGAUGCAGUUUGAAGUCUGUGCAAAUGUUUUUGUUUUCUCCUUUGAUAAUUUAAUAUAUUGUGAAAAUAUUGUUUGUGGCUGCACAGUUUUGCUUCUAUUCCUUUCAUUCACCAUGGUAUUUCAAAAUCAAACUUAUUUCUUGAUGUCUACUUAAUUAUCCAUCCAACUUUAUUUGUUUGCCUUUUCUCAUGAUUUCCAACGUUGACAGAUACGUUAGCAUAACACUUGUGUGCCAUGAUGCAUUUUUGCAAUGUCGAGAGUACCAUUAGCACUUUUUCGCUUCUUGAUAAUGAUUAUUUUGAAGGCUUUGAUGAUUCAUUCUGACAAUUUCUUACAUUUACUGUGAAUCUUAAUAUAAAAAAGUGGAGUAAUGUACUGGUUGUGAAUUGAAUAUAUGUUCUUGCUUUGUUAUCACAUACUAUUACAGUAUGCCUCCAUGUGCUUUUUGAUGUUUAAUAGUUAUUCAAUGUUUAUUUUUAUACUCACUGGCUGUUGUUUUUAAGGCAACAGUUAUGUGGAUUGUGUUCACUGAGAUGAUCUUAACAACUUUUUCUGUUAUGUAAAAUUUUGCAACAGCAAACGUUUUUCCCUCAUUAGCACCCAUCUUCAAGGUUAAGUGCUAUAUGGAUAGGAAAUGGAAGAAAUUAAGUAUGUCAUGUUGAAAUUAUCCAAAGCAUGAACAAAACUUAAUGAAUUUGCUUGGUUUUGGUUGAAAAAUAAUCAACUUUCGAUCCACUGUAGUAUUUCUCAGCAGUUCACCAUCUUAUGUUGUAGGCUACUCCUUUACAUCAUUUUGUUCAUGCACAAAUCCCCUAGCCCUUUUUUUUUUUUAUCAAAACCCCGCUUAUUCCUAUUCUCCUCCCUUUAUCACAAAUCCUCCCAGCAAAAAAAACACAGGAGGGAAAAUGAGAGGCAGAAAGGAGAGGAGAGCAAACUCUCUCAGAGGAAAAGGGCCCAUUAAGCGAGCCCCCUUUGCCUCCACAGAAUGCGCCCAGAGAUGGAGGAAGAUGAAAGAAGUAAAAAAAAUACUUUUCUAAAGAUAGAUUUUUUUUCUUUCCGAGAGGAAGGCUAACGGGGAGGCAGGUCGGGUUUGGAUUGAAGGAGGAGGGCAGGUUGUUUCAAACACAAAAGCAGAUGAAAGAAGUCUUUUGGCAGAAUAGACAGAGCGAUGACACACAUGUUCUCAAACAAACAUAAACCAGUGUUAGCAGAGAAAAUGCAGUCACUCCAAUAGUUGCAUGCAUGUUCAGAAACCACUCUGCAUCUCUCCAUAUUGACGUGUUUCCUCAAAUUGUGUCUCGUUUUGUAUUCUCGUUAUUUUAUGCUCGCACAUCCAUCCCCUCUGCCUUCCAUUUCAAUCGACUUGUGCGUGAUUUACACAUGAUAUGACUCACUCUAGCAGCCCUGUGCUGUAACCCAAUCAAUGUGGGUCUGAAAUUCUAAUGGAGGAAUGAUAUAUUACUGUAUUUAUGUUGUGCUACCAAUGCACUUUUUCCCCCUUUCAUUCUCCUUCCCUCCAUCAAAGUUUUUGCAAGAUUUGGAAAAUGUGCUGGCUUGUCUUCAUGCCGCACUUCUAAAUCAGCCAUCCCUCACUCUCCUCUCGCUGCUCCAUCACAGACUACUUUGAAGCCCUUUAAUAUUUCUAAUUAGUUAAUGGAGCUGAUUGCAUUCAUAAAACCCUGCAGUAAGCAUUUCUAGCCCUCCGGCCAUUUCUUUUUCCUUUUUUUCCCCUGCCUCCUCCUCCUCUGUGUCCUGGAGAAAUAUUACGAGUGAAAGCACUCAGGUCCUUGGGUCCCCGCUGCAACAGCGCAUGGUGCCAAAGAACUAUCCAUGUAUUUUCCCCAAUAAAGAAAGCCCUCCCUUUUUAUUCUUCUCUUUGCUAAUUGGAGAGUGGAGAUCAAAUGGGGCUACGGGGAGUUGUAAUCUCCUUUCAGAUCCGCAUGAUGAUUCUUCUCAGGAUCCUAGCCUGAGGGCUUUAGGCCAGGAUCAUUAGAAAGUGUUCAACAGUCGUCCAAAGAGUGUCCGUCCAACCAUCUCUCUUUUUCCCCGUUAUCCGGAUUAUUUUGCUUUCUUUAAUGUUUUGUCAAGGCCUGUGGUGAUUUCAUUUGACUGUGAGAAAGGAGAAGCUAGAGCCGGAGGGUCUGUUGUGAGACUGUACAUUAACACAACCAGAACAAAUUAGAUGCUUUCAAGUGUAUGUACGAAUGUAUAGUCUUACAUGGAGAGUACAUUUCAGUGAGACCUCCAGAACAUAUUAUAAUUUGCAGUGUGACUACUGGGAUCAGCCAUAUUUAUAACUUUAGUAUCGGUUGUUUCACUGCUGAUUGCCUGUGCCGCUCAGUAACUGCAGUACUUUAAAUUAAAGGGGCCCUUUUAUGCUUUUGGGGUUUUUCAUUUUCCUGUAGUGUUUUCUAUAGGUUCGUCUGCAUGGGAAUGCUCUGCAAAGGCUAAAAUCAAAAAGUAGGGGCGUCUUGACUUGACUCCUUAGUUUACUAACAUAGUGUCAUCAAUGUGUUACACUCGUGCCCCUAUUGGCUAGCUAGGCUAAGGGGCAGAACAUCUUUAAGCUGUUGACCAAUCACAACAGAGUCUGCCAGCUAACCAAUCAGAGCAGACUGGGCUCUGGUUUCAGAUAGAUAGUGAAAAAGAAAAAAUAUAAAGCACUUUUUGAAAAUUAAAGCAUGGUACAGUGGAGGCACACAAUACAAAAAUGAGCAUAAUAGGGCCCCUUUAAAUAACAUGAGAACCUUAUUUUGUUUUGUUGGGUGUUUCAGACAUUUCAAGUCAUGUUCAUAAUCUGCAGUCAAAUGUGGAGUUUAUAUAGCACUUUUUACUAAUUUGUCACUUCAUUUUGGUAAUGUGACAUCACACAUUUUAGGGGUUAAGUGCAUCUAGAGUUUUAUUUUUUUCUCGAAAAUCGACCUUGAUGAUGCCAUUUCUAUUAAGUGAUUCAAUGAUGUUGUUAUUGUUCUUUGAUUUCUUAUUGUAAUAAUGGUUUUUUUAUUGAUCAGAAAGAUUGUUUGUGAUGUAAAUCUGACUGAUCAUUCAAAAGCAUGGCCUCAGCCAGGGAUGAACUUGGUUUAAACUUAAACUGUGACUAGCUUAGUAAAACCAGCGUUGAAGUGCUUAAACAUUCGUCCCUGGCUUCAGCCGCCUCACUGUAUUUACUCCUCUGACUCUGUGAGGGACAUAACUCGACUUUAUGAUUGUCUUUUUAACUCGCGCUGCAUUUUACUGUCUCGCACUUCAAGCUAAUUACAUAUUGAACUACAGAGAAACACACAAAGCCAAGCGGCACCCAUACUCCAUCCCAUAAUCAAAUAAUUAAAUAAGCAAAUUCUAAAACAUCAGAGAAAGACUACACUCCAUUUAGCAAAGGAUUUCUUGGUUCGCUGUUAUUAACAUUAAAAUCCAAUUGAGUCGCUUUCUUUUAGUUUAUUCUAUAAUUGGAUUUGGAAGUAAAUUUUGUGUCAUUUAAAGGAUGGGAUUCACUUCUUUUUUUCAAGGAAAUUACCUCAUAUUUAAUACAUGAGCGAAUAUCUUAAUUUCUCAGAUAGCAGGUGUCAUUCAAAGUAUUAAUUUAGUGUUAUUAUUUACAAAAUAACAAGUAUUGGAAGUUCGUAAAAGCUGUUUAUAGGAGACAUUGUCUGAAUGCCCCGUUAAGAUUGUCUCAUAGGAAAAUGACCUUAUCUAACUAAGGAAAUGAAGCUCUGUAUCCUUUUUCCUAUCAACUAAAUUAGUUUUUCAACUCUUAUCUUUGAAUAUCUAUGACGGUUUCAUUUAAUAUGUUUUUGGAUCCUUUGCCCCAGCAAUAAAUGAUUUUUACAGUAGCUGCCCAGAUACUGCUCUAUUUUUUUUCUUCUGAGGACUUUAAUAUCAAUUUCCUGAACUGAAACUGAAAUGAAGCAGAAUUUAGCUUCCAAUCCCUUCAAAGCCACGCACUUCAGCCUGCCUCAGAAAUAUAAUGUGAUAUUUUAGCUUGUUGAAUUUCAUGGUCUUGGAAUAAAAAAGAAAAUAUAUUGUUGGGAAUGUGAAGGUAAUAAAAGUGAUAUUUUUCUAUGAAA
Gymnodraco acuticeps is the source of this 8886-nucleotide messenger RNA. RefSeq names its product neuropilin-2-like. Gene Ontology annotation, cellular component: membrane. The transcript is spliced from 17 exons. The coding region runs from base 888 to 3701 and encodes 937 amino acids. Gene Ontology annotation, molecular function: semaphorin receptor activity; vascular endothelial growth factor receptor activity. Lineage: Eukaryota; Metazoa; Chordata; Actinopteri; Perciformes; Bathydraconidae. The record is from RefSeq and is a predicted model, not a curated record. Gene Ontology annotation, biological process: axon guidance; angiogenesis; vascular endothelial growth factor signaling pathway.